This is a messenger RNA of Aureobasidium uvarum, 343 nucleotides long. NCBI's taxonomy places the organism in Eukaryota, Fungi, Ascomycota, Dothideomycetes, Dothideales, Saccotheciaceae. The record is from the annotation of a GenBank genome assembly.
AGCGAGUCCACGACCCGUGUCACGAUCGAUUGUCAGAUCCAUGUCGUCGUCUUCACAACAGCAGUCCUCUGUUCACUUCCAAUACUCUGCGGGAGAGGACAAAGAACAAUUAGGUCGCGAUGCCACUGCUCUGACCACAGAAGGCGGAGGCAGAUGGAAGCAUCACCCAGAGUGGACGAAUGUCUUCAACAAGACCCAUGUACGCUGGACAACACAUAGACCUCUAGGCUUAUCGUCCAAAGACAUUGUCAUGGCCAGAUUCUGUGAUGAGGCUGGAUUCCGUCAUGGCGAGCUGGCCGAUGUGGUGGAUGAGGACAAGUGUGGAUGUGAUGAUUUCAAGCCU